AUGGAGCAGGAGAUUCUCAUCCAUCCUUCAGACAACGAGCAGUUCGACGUGAUACCGCCGACUCCUGAAGAUGAAGAGUCCUCUCCAUCACCCUUCAUAAGAUCUUAUAAGCAUCACCGCCCGCGGCCAAGGGUCCACAUUCUCCAGCGCCCGCGGCUUUCGCCUCCCAAAGAAUCCAGGGGAAGAUCCAGGGGAAGAUCCAGGGGAAGAUCCCGCCUGCGACGUCGGAGAGAUGCCACCUCUCCCUCGUAUCCACCCAUUCCCACGCCAGCAGCCAUGACCGCCGUCCUCAUCCAGCACGCCAUCACCAUCACUCCGACCGCCUCCCGUCCUCCGACAUAUCUCUCUGGACCUCCGACAUCAGAAACGCCCAUAUGCGCCUUUCGGCUUGAGGCACCUUUUGGGGGCUAUUCCCGGGCCGAGGCUCGCCAGAGGCGGCUCCAUUCCCCCAAGUUCCCAAAGCACCUAACCCUCAGAGCACCACUCUCAGAUCUGCAACAAACCCCUUCAUCCCUCUCUCCCUACCCCCUCAUCCCCACGACCCCUCUCCCCAUCCUUUACCCCAUCAGUCCCAUCAUACCUUCCCCACCUUCCCCUCCAUCCUCAUCCCCUACAUCUUGCAUCCCAUCCAAUCCCUCUACCCUCAAGACCCUCAGAGACCAGCAGAGACCUCCAGAGACCCUCAGAGACCCCCAGAGACCCCCAGAGACCCUCAGAGACCAGCAGAGACCCUCAGAGACCCCCAGAGACCAGCAGAGACCUCCAGAGACCCCCAGAGACCAGCAGACUAUCAGGUGUCUGAUGUAA
Molecule: messenger RNA, 807 nt
Organism: Centropristis striata (black sea bass)
Lineage: Eukaryota; Metazoa; Chordata; Actinopteri; Perciformes; Serranidae
Exons: 4
Coding region: 1-807 (268 amino acids)
Source: RefSeq, a predicted model, not a curated record